GCGAACAGUAUAAAUUUGAACUUCGACGAUGAAGGAUUUCUCUGAAAAAUCGAUUCUUCCUUUAGGUUGUGCAGUAGUGAUACCAGUGUUGUGUUUUACCCGUUGUGCUAAUGCAAGUGCUAUUGUGGAUCUAGCUCCUCUUAUCAUCAAGCUAGUGGAAGUGAGGUGGGGUGGCACUGAUCAAGUGAACCGUGGAAGACCGAGAAUAAAGCUAAAACUGCACCGGAAGUGGAACGAAAUUGGCUCGACCAGCAGAGCGAAUGCAGACUGAAUUGCUUUGUUUUGCUGGAAUGGUUUGGUCGGUGUUUGGGAAUGGUGAAAAUUGAUCCUUCCUGAGUGGCGGAAUAUUUUUGGAAAACGACUUACGUACCGAUGGAAGCAACUAGCGGAUACCGAGUUAUAUUUGAUCCUAGAGCAGAUCGUUGAAUGCUGCCAACUGCCCCAGUGAGAACAGUUGCAGCUCGAGUCAGCAUAAUCGGGCGGAAAAAUGACUUCCCGUUUGGACCGGUUGUUCAUUCUGCUGGAGUCGGGAUCGGCGGCAAUCACCAGGAAGGCCGCCGCGAAACAGAUUGGUGAGGUGCAGAAGCUGCAUCCGCAUGAGUUGCAUAAUUUGUUGGGCCGCCUGCAGACCUAUCUGCACAGCAGCAACUGGGAAACGAGAAUUGCCGCGUCCCAAGCGGUGCAGGCCAUCCUCGAACACGUACCGCAGUGGAAUCCCAAGGGAAUCAAUGGCGUCAAGGAGGAGGAGGAGGAUCAAACGGCGGACAGUAGUCAGUGCGAGACCGGCUCGACGAGGUUGUCGUUCGCGAAGUUUGAUCUGAAUGUGGUUCUGCACAAGGGAGCCCGCUUGAUGGGGUCCGAAGGGUCGGAAUUCGAUGCGAUAGAUGAUAACGAUGGGGGAGAUCCAAGGGAGAAGUGGGCCCGCCAACGAGCGCUCCUGAACGAGAAACUGGGUCUGAGUACCGGGGUUAACCUGGAUGAUAUUGUAUCACUGGACGAUAUGCAAAAUAGAAGCGGUCAGGUUCAGGGCCGCAACGAGGGAGAAGUACUGAUGCCAGUUCAAGAGAUUUUGAGGAUGGACCACAGUGCGACUAACGCUUCUAGUCAGGCGUUGAGCUGCCGAGAGAAAAAUCGUGCUCGGAGGAAAGCGAGGGAACAGCAGAAAGCAUUUCCCAACCCGAUCAAUGCUGUUGUGUGUACAAACGCAAACACAGGGAACAAUGGUUUUGGUAUGGAUGGCGAACCAGAUCGUAAACGAAAGAAAGCCGAUCCUAAAAGCGAUACGGCAGGAUUUGGUGAACCAGUUCCUGAUCUGACUGGUACGUGGGUGGAUGCGACAGACUGGCCCCUGGAGUCAUUUUGCUCGAAGCUAUUCAUGGAUCUGUUCAGUCCCCGGUGGGAAACUCGGCAUGGAUCAGCAACCGCGCUGCGGGAAUUGCUGAAAAGCCACUCAGAAGGCGCUGGGAAGAGUAUUUAUAUGACGCAACAGCAAAUGCAAGUACAGCAUCAGCUGUGGCUGGAAGAUGCCGCACUAAGAUUGCUGUGCGUGCUGGCACUGGAUCGAUUCGGGGAUUUUGUAUCGGAUCAAGUUGUAGCGCCUGUACGGGAAACGUGUGCUCAGGUCUUGGGAACGAUAUUGAAACAGCUUCCACUGAGUAAGGUCCAUGAAACGGUAAACACGCUGCUUACAUUCAUCAAACAAAAGGAUUGGGAAGUUCGCCACGGAGGUUUGCUGGGAAUCAAAUAUAUGCUGGUGGUUCGAGAAGAUUUAGUACAAACGUUUUUGCCGCUGAUCAUCAACGAUGUUUUGACUGGCCUUUUCGAUUCGGUGGACGAUGUCGGUGCUGUGGCAGCAUCUACGUUGAUACCGAUUGCUUCUUGGCUACCAAAACUAUUAACCAAAGCACAGGUUUCGCACAUCGUGAAACUCUUGUGGGAUUUGCUCCUGGACCAGGAUGAGCUCGCUUCCGCUUGCAAUAGCUUCAUGGGACUACUGGCAUCGAUUCUGAGCCUUCCUAAUGCGUCGAGUUGGAUACAAAUGGAACCAAUGUCCGUACUGAUUCCACGAUUGUGGCCAUUCCUCAGCCACUGUACAUCAUCUGUUCGACGAUCGACACUUCAAACGUUGAAGACGCUUACCAACGGCAAUCAUGUGGCGAAAAAUGACCCGACCGCCGCAACUUCUGGAAGCAAUGGGUUGAAUGGAAAUGCUACUUCUGUGAUUGUAAGCACGGCGGAAGCUCUGGCGAAAGCUGCCACCGAAACCAAUACAAUUCUGCAAGUUGAUUCGACGGAAAAUUUGCUGUUAAAUUUUGGUGUUCAAGAUUGGCCUCCUGCUCUGUUACAGGAAGCACUGCGCCACAUUUUUCAACGAGUACUGGUCGAGCAUGUAGAAGAUAUCCAAACGCUAGCGGAGGUCGUGUGGAACAAUAUGGUAACCAAUGCGGAACUGUCUGCAUUGCUUCAUGCUUCCUGUCCGUUCGUGGCCAGCUGGCUCUGUCUAGCAAUGCAACCUGUACGACUAGCGUUUGAUCCCGCUUCGCUGAUCUACGCUAGGCCUACCCAACCUUCCACCACGAGAGAGCGUCGUCGUCAGUUUGAUUCGUUCGAGUCCAACGGUAGCGUGCCGUCGCGACAGAAAGCUUUCCUUGGUGGGAUGGAAACUAUCCCUAUCGAAGUGCGCGAGAGGAACGUGAUCCGGGCUCGUAUCAAAGCUGCUAAAAUGAUCGGAAUACUAUCGCGCUAUCUUGUUCUACCCGCGCCCGGUGUCGAGUAUACACCGGAGAUCGAAAGUCCUAUCGAUUGUUAUACCAAAGUGUUACUGGGGUACUUGCAGUCUCGUUCGGCACUCCAGCGGCUGAUUGCCAGUUUGGUGGUAGGUUUCUGGGCUACAUGUGACGACAGCAUACAACCGGGACCUCAGCCUUUGCAGGAUCGGCUGAAAGCCUGCUUGAACGAAUAUGUUUACUAUGACGAAGUGGCCAUACAAUUUACCAGACUCCUGCAGGAGAGCCGAGACUAUUUGGCUACUCUGAAGCAGCACAAGAUUCAGCUGGUGGAAUUCGAAAAUCUGAAGGUGCUAAGUUUGGAUCAGAUUUAUCAGCUGUCUACAGUUAUGUCGGAGAACCUUAAAACCAAAUAUGGGUUGAAAACUAAAGUUGCGGAAAUGCUGGAGGAAAGACGAAAAGGGCUACUCGGGUCCCACACCAGUACCUCUGUGGAGCAGAACAAUCUCCACGUUAGCACACAAGCAUCGAUUGCUGGAGCAGUUGUGAGUCUACACUGUCUUCCAGAUAAACUAAAUCCGGUGGUGAAACCAUUAAUGGAAUCGAUGAAGCGAGAGGAAUGUGAACUUCUGCAGAAACUAUCCGCCCGAUAUUUGGCGGAGCUACUGGACCAAGCAACCGUGCGUAGCCCCUGUCCCAAUAAUAAAAUUGUUUCCAAUCUGUGUACGCUACUGAAGAGUGACACGGAGUAUACACCAAAGUUAAUAAUACCGGAACGAGAGAUGCGGCACUAUGAUCCGGCUAACACGGGCGAUUCGAAUCCCUACCACGGCAUAAUCACUCUGAUGAAUCAACAAAAAACCAAGGAGAAUCCAAAUAGCAACAACAGCAAUGGUUCGAGUUCACGAGGACCAGGAAGGCCGUCGUCGGUUUCCACCGAAGCGGCCGUUGUGGAAGAUGUUUUGAAUGAAAGUGAAGAAACUAGUCGCAAACAUGCAAAAACGCAGCGAAUCGGUGCUACCUAUGCCAUUGCUACGCUUUGUUCCUACUUUAAGGAAACUUUGCCACAAAAGUUGCCGGUAAUAUGGCAGCUGAUGAUGGAAACCAUUGUAUCUAAGGUUGAUGAGCUGUACGUCGACAGGCUAAGUCGAGAGGUGAUUAGUGGUGAGGAUACGAACGAGUUCAUGACCUCCCUCCAGUUGAUUGAAAUCGCUGCCCGACAUAUCGAUGCCGCGCUUCACGAUCAGCUGUUUCAGCUGCUGUCCAAGCUUUGUCUGCUGUUGAGACAUCCACUCAAAUCAAUCCGUCAUAUGGUUGGACGAUGUUUGGCCACGUUGGCGUUGGUGAAUUCCCAAGUCGUCAUGACCAUGGUUAUCAACGAUAUUAUUCCGAUGUUGUCAUCAAUAGAAAAUGUAAUCAAACGGCAGGGUGCAGCGGAAGCGAUUGCCUGUAUUGUCAGUCAGCUGCAGCUGGAGAUUGUUCCGUACGUAGUGCUACUUGUGGUUCCACUGCUCGGCCGUAUGAGUGAUCCAGAUCAAUCAGUUCGCCUUGUAUCGACGCACUGUUUUGCAACACUGAUUCAACUGAUGCCGCUGGAUGGAAUAACGCCCGAUGUUCGCAUACUAUCGGAAGACCUGAAAAGCCGUAAGUUGAAAGACAAGGAGUUCCUCGAGUACCUCUUUACGCCGAAGACGAUUCCUGAUUUCAAAAUACCUGUUGAAAUAAAUGCCGAACUACGAAGCUAUCAGCAAUCGGGCGUGAAUUGGUUGUGGUUUUUGAACAAGUACAAAUUACACGGAAUUCUCUGCGAUGAUAUGGGUCUUGGAAAGACGUUGCAGGCGAUUUGCAUCUUGGCUGGUGAUCACCAUCAACGUAGCUUGGAUCCAAAGUGUGCUAAACUACCGAGCCUCGUUAUUUGUCCUCCAACCCUCACCGGACAUUGGGUGUACGAGGUGGAGAAGUUCCUCCCAACGCGUUUCCUUCGACCUUUGCAUUAUGUUGGUUUGCCAGUGGAUCGUGAACGUCUGCGACAUAAACUGGGCACGCAUAAUCUCAUUGUGGCGUCGUACGAAAUCGUACGAAAAGAUAUUGAAUUCUUCAGCUCAGUGCAUUGGAACUAUUGCGUUCUAGACGAAGGACACAUCAUCAAAAAUGGACGAACUAAAAGUUCCAAAGCCAUCAAACAAUUGGUGGCAAACCACCGCCUGAUUCUCUCGGGUACACCGAUUCAAAACAACGUCCUGGAACUGUGGUCCUUGUUCGACUUUCUGAUGCCUGGUUUCUUGGGUACGGAAAAGCAGUUCAGCAUGCGGUUCUCUCGUCCAAUUUUGGCAAGUCGAGAUCCAAAGAGUUCGGCCAAAGAACAGGAAGCGGGAGCGUUGGCCAUGGAGGCGCUCCAUCGUCAAGUCCUUCCAUUUUUGCUGCGGCGUGUCAAGGAAGAUGUGCUGACCGACCUACCGCCCAAGAUAACCCAGGAUUUGCUGUGCGAACUAAGUCCCCUGCAGGAGCGGUUGUACGAGGAUUUCAGUCGCACCCAUCUCAACUCUGACAUCAGGGAGUGCCUGGAGAAUAUUGACGGGCAGAACAUGGUGAGCAAAAAGACUCACGUGUUCCAGGCCCUCAGAUACCUCCAAAACGUCUGCAACCAUCCGAAGCUAGUGCUCCAGCCAUCCCAUCCAGAGUAUCAAACCAUCGUGUCAGAAUUCACGCGCAAUGGGACCUCACUGAACGAUAUCGAGCAUUCGGCAAAACUACCUGCGUUGAAACAAUUGCUGCUGGAUUGCGGCAUCGGUACAAACUGUGACAUGUCGGUGAAUCAACAUCGGGCGUUGAUCUUCUGCCAGUUGAAGGCAAUGUUGGAUAUUAUCGAAAAUGAUUUGCUGAAAAAGCAUCUACCAGCUGUGUCCUAUCUUAGGCUGGAUGGAAGUGUUCCGCCCAGUUCUCGCCAUCAAAUCGUAACCAAAUUCAACGGUGAUCCUAGCAUUGAUGUUUUGCUGCUAACCACCCAGGUCGGUGGACUAGGUUUGAACUUGACCGGAGCGGAUACAGUUAUAUUUGUGGAGCACGACUGGAACCCAAUGAAGGAUCUGCAGGCGAUGGAUCGAGCUCACAGGAUAGGCCAGAAGAAGGUGGUAAACGUGUAUCGUUUGAUAACACGAAAAUCUUUGGAGGAGAAAAUUAUGGGACUACAAAAGUUCAAACUUCUCACGGCUAAUACCGUGGUGAGCGAUGAAAAUGCCUCAAUGGAAACGAUGGGAACGGAUCAGCUGCUGGAUCUGUUCGCACUAAAUGACGGCAUUAAGAGAGCCGAGAAGGGAGCUGGCCCUAGUUCUGCCGCCACGGAGGGACAUUCGAAUGGUGCCAACGGGGCUUCAGGUACGAUGAAGAAUGUGUUGGAAAAUUUGCCGGAACUGUGGGACGAUACACAGUACCACGAAGAGUACGAUCUGUCUCAAUUUUUGGCAGGGCUGAAGAAAAACUAGUCCGAUUGUCCGGUUUGUUUUUAGGCGCUAGGCAAAUGGAAUUGGAGCGUUGAAGCUCUGUUUUUACUGAAGAUAGUAUUAAGUAGCGCUGUACCAUACCUGAUUAAUCUUGUCCCAAUCGUAGACGAUUUUUUUCUUUAUGCUUUCCUUUUUCAUUUUUCAGCUCUGAUGAAUAGAAAUCUUUUUAUUUCGGUUUAAUAUAAAUUAUUUUGUAACUGUAUACGCGAUACACCUGAAUUACGUAAUGAUCAUCAAAAUAUAGUUUAGAGAUCAUUUUUCCAGACAAA
Messenger RNA from Toxorhynchites rutilus septentrionalis, 6495 nucleotides. RefSeq names its product TATA-binding protein-associated factor 172 (gene Hel89B). Gene Ontology annotation, molecular function: TBP-class protein binding; DNA binding; ATP binding. The record is from RefSeq and is a predicted model, not a curated record. The transcript has 6 exons. The coding region runs from base 488 to 6208 and encodes 1906 amino acids. NCBI's taxonomy places the organism in Eukaryota, Metazoa, Arthropoda, Insecta, Diptera, Culicidae.